Molecule: messenger RNA, 828 nt
Organism: Thyridium curvatum
Lineage: Eukaryota; Fungi; Ascomycota; Sordariomycetes; Thyridiales; Thyridiaceae
Exons: 3
Coding region: 1-828 (275 amino acids)
Biological process (GO): termination of RNA polymerase II transcription; regulation of transcription by RNA polymerase II
Cellular component (GO): mediator complex; core mediator complex
Molecular function (GO): transcription coregulator activity
Source: RefSeq, a predicted model, not a curated record
AUGCACGAGCUCUUUCUCACUGCCGUCAUCGGCAGCACCGACAUCGAUGCGGCGACUGCUGUCCUCCAGGGCCUGUGCGGCAUGAACGGCUGGAACAACUACCAACGGGUUCUCUUCUUCUCCGGUCCUCCUCAACCUCGCGGCCUCCCUGGCACGCGGUCCAUCCAGCCAUCCCCGUACGGCAGACAGUGGACCGAGCUCAAGCAGCACUUGACGCGACAGUCGUACCUCUUGCAGGCCCGUUAUGAGGUAUCACGGAGUCGCGACUUCGGUGCCCAAGAGGAUGCAAACGGAUCUCCUGCAGGGUCAAGCAAUCUUAACGCGACUCCGGGCAUGUUGAGGUGGGCGGACCUGCCGGAUCCAACCGGUAAUCGGCCUGUGACGCAGCGCAAGAAGGUCGACAUUCCAGAUCAGAGGAAUUUGUUGGCCAUCUUGGCAGACAACAAUCACAGGUUCAAGAGUGAGAUGGUGGAAGAGUCAUUCACCUAUUUCCGAGACAACGUGGAAUAUUCCAUCAUUAGAUAUUACCGGUUGCCCCCGAACCAGGCUCCCGAUGGCUCAGCGCAGCCUCUUCAGAUCCUACCGCCAUGGGAAGAGCUUAGCCUUGUCGACCAAACAGGAGCAUGGUUGCUGGUUGCCAAGAACAGCGUGUUGGAGGACAACUCGCCAGAGAAGAUGCAAAAGGCGCACGACGAGCUGAUGGCCAUCAGGGAAGAACUGGCUGGCGUAUUUGACUUCAAGGCGUUUGACCGGAGGGCGCACGACACAAGAGUGGCUCAGCAGUCCAACAACAUACCUGCCCCACUGCCUCAAACAUUAAGGGCGUGA